AUGGUCCCGCCAACACCCACCACUGCUUCCCAGCGCGGCGCGAAUGUCUCCUUGGCCCAGCAACGCACUGUCUCGAUGGAUUCGACCUUGUCCUCGCUCUCGUCGUCGACCGCUCCACAGCCCAUCGUCCGCUCGCAAUCAAACAUCUCGCUCGAACCAACCGAUAUACCUACCUUGAUCGCAGCUGCUGGUUCCCCCGAGGCCGCCAUCGCGAAACUGCUACAAGAGAAACAUUCCGCUUCGACACACACUACCCAACUGUGGAGGCUUGUGGAAAAGCAGAGGGCCAUGAUCCUUGGCCUUAACAAGGACUUGGAGCGUACACUCAAAGAGAAGGAGAAGUAUCGCAAAAGACUCAAGGACUUGGUCGGCGAGCAGUCGUCCCGCCCACCUACCAUGAGAGAAAGUAUGGGUUCUGCCAGCCUUGACAGCCAGUCGCCCAAUUUGCCCGCCUCUAGUCCACCGUUGCCUGCGAGUGCAUCUCUGGACAGUCUGCCCGCAGGUUUGCAACGCUCCACCCGAGUCCAGCCAUCCGUCUCAGCCUCUUCUUUGCCUGGUCUUCCAACGUGUUCCGCUGCAAAUGGUCCUAAAACUCCCAACAUAUCCGAUAUCCCUCAAGUAGUAUCGCCCAAGUCUUUUUCGAGCCCGAAUCAAAGACUACGCAAGGAGAAGCCCGCCCCACUGGACCUAUCGAGCGCCCCGACUAUGCUCUGCGAAGCCUCAGAUUCAGAUGAAACCCCUCCGCUUUCGAGAGGAAGGAAGAAGACAAGAGCAGAUGAUGAUAGGCUGAGAGAAGCGUUGGCCAGUCAGAGCGAGCACAAAGAGACAGUCCAGAAUGGUAGCAGAAGUGCUCCUCCUCCAACUGCCGACCGACGUAUCCCUGCCCCUGCCGACUUGGACGCUGAUCCAGGUCUGCUCACCGAUGCUCCUGCCCAACCCAAGCGUCAUCCUGUCUCGUUGACCGUGUUGAGUCCUGGGCUACCUAUGAGCCCUCGUCCGAGCGACAGACCCAUGAAUUCACCUAUGCCCAGAGCUUUUAAGCAAUCGCUGACCUCAAUACCAACUUCGCCUAGAGUGGGAGGACAGACGCCCCUGUCUCCACGCGCUCCUCGCCAACCAAUUCCAAUGCCACCUCAAACUCCUCUCUCAUUCGCUUCGCCUCAUCUGGCUCGUGCCGAGACCUACCAGGCUCUUGCAGCAAGCUCCAUGUCUGAUAGACUCGCUGUGCCCUCGCAGUCCAACACGCCAGAGUCCGAACAACCAUCAAAUGUACCCGCACCGAGAUCUCCUGGUGAAGUCUACCGCGGUUUCGUAUCGGAGCAAUAUCCUGGCCUCCUCCUGCCUCCAAACGCUCUUCCCUCGAUAUAUGUAAAAGUCGACUCAUCGCGUCUGCGACCUUCCAGGCAGAGCUACAUGGCACCCAGGCCAUCUGAGGAGAACCCUGUCAUUACACUUGCUGUCUUUGCUAGAUCUGAUAGAAGUCAGUUAUGGCGUGUGGAGAAGUCGUUGACCGCCAUGUCAGUCUUUGAUCAACAAAUCAAGGUCGCAUCAAAUUUCAGAACAAAGCUUCCGGAUCGUUCUUUGUUCACCGGACACGCACCUGCUCGGAUGGACGCUCGCAGAAAUGCUCUCGGCGUUUACUUUGACAGCAUGCUCGACACUCCUAUGGACGACCAAGCUGCCCUGAUUAUUUGUGGCUUCCUGACUGCUGAUGCGAUUGGGCCCGAUAUGCCUGAAUACUUCUCUCAAGAAGCGACCAACCCGGUCAAAAUCCCUGUAGUUCAAGGUGCAGGUGUUCGCAAAGAUGGCUACUUGACAAAACGUGGAAAGAACUUUGGUGGUUGGAAAGCCAGGUAUUUCGUCCUGGACGGACCGGUACUCAAGUACUUCGAAGCUCCUGGUGGUGCAAUCUUAGGCUCAAUCAAGCUGUCAAAUGCGCAAAUCGGCAAACAAGCACAGCAUGCGACGCGACACGACGACGAUGACAACGAUACCGAUUAUCGUCACGCUUUCCUAAUCCUGGAGCCCAAACGUAAGGAUUCCACGAACCACGUGCGCCAUGUACUUUGCGCCGAAAGUGACGAAGAACGCGAUGCCUGGGUUGAGGCCCUGCUGCAUUAUGUUGACCAAGUCGCUUCUCCCACAAUUUCGAGAAAGCAAGAUUCGAUGAAUGCGACACGUAGUCCGCGUCUCCAGAAGUCGAUGAACGACCUCUCUUCAGCAAGCUCGAGACAGUCUGAUAGCUCUUCUAUGCUUCGUAGCAUUCCUUACCAAGCCACAGUGCCUGCCGAAGCGCCUGUCAUCGGACCUAAUCGCGACCUUGCCACGCCGUCACCAGUCAACUCUCCGGCCAUUGGCGACAGCGAUUACCACCCGCAGAUCUCUGGUCCGACGAACGGUGCGGUGAUCCAAAAUGCAGAGUCGUGGGGUAACAAAAAGGACAUCAUCACCCAGACCAAAGACAAGAAGCGAAGCAUCUUUGGCUUCCGAGGCCGCUCGUCAUCCGACACAGUUCCUGGCAGUGUGCCCAAGGAUCUGAUCCAGAGCGAGUCACCCGUUCUUAUUCGGCCAGUCUUUGGCGCUCCCUUGGCUGAAGCCAUCGAGAUAGCGCCACCAUCAGAUGUUCCUGUGCACCUCCCUGCCGUGGUGUAUCGUUGUAUUGAAUACCUCAGAGCGAAAAACGCUUCGUCUGAAGAAGGGAUAUUCCGUCUUUCUGGCUCGAACAUUGUCAUCAAGGCAUUAAAGGAGCGAUUUAAUACCGAGGGUGAUGUCAAACUUCUCGAGGGCCAAUAUUACGACAUUCACGCUGUCGCAAGUCUGCUGAAGCUGUAUCUUCGAGAACUGCCGGCCAGUAUCCUCACAAGGGAGCAUCAUCUUGAGUUCCUCAAAGGCUUGGAUGUUGAUGAGAAGAUCAAGGUCGAAGUAUUCAACGUUCUUGUGAACAAGCUGCCACGAGCAAAUCGAGAGCUACUGGACAUUCUCAGCACGUUCUUGCGCGAGAUCGUGGAUAGAGAGGGCAUCAACAAAAUGAGCGUCCGCAAUGUUGGCAUUGUGUUUGCACCCACACUUAAUAUACCGGCUCCUCUCAUCUCACUGUUUGUAAUGGAGAAUGACCGAGUCUUUGGUACCCCGAUCGACAUCACGACACCAGUAUCGCCUUACCCUGCAGCAGACACACCACUCUCUGGGGUGACGCCCGAAAGUGUCAGAUCACCUCGACACAAGCCGAGCAGUGAUUUUUCGAUACCCAACUAUAAUCAGCCCGGCUAUAACCAGUUAGGCUUCUUCCAACAAUCUGCACCUUCCAGUCGCGAAGGCUUUGAUAGUGGGAUCUAUUCGUCCAACAAGGAAAACGGGCCAACAUCAUACCACGACCGAUUCUCAGCAUCAAACGGGAGUCGCACAACACAGCUGAGUAAUUCUAUGAGCAAGCAGGCCAAGCGAGAUUCAAAUGCUUUGUAUAUGAACCUCGGACCCAUGAGCCUCAAAGAGGCUCCUCUCAGUCGUCUACGGGAGGCUGAAAAUAAUACGUGA
Aureobasidium namibiae CBS 147.97 is the source of this 3534-nucleotide messenger RNA. RefSeq names its product RhoGAP-domain-containing protein. The record is from RefSeq and is a predicted model, not a curated record. Gene Ontology annotation, biological process: signal transduction; regulation of GTPase activity. NCBI's taxonomy places the organism in Eukaryota, Fungi, Ascomycota, Dothideomycetes, Dothideales, Saccotheciaceae. Bases 1 to 3534 code for a protein of 1177 amino acids. Gene Ontology annotation, cellular component: cytoplasm. The transcript has 3 exons.